GCUGCGGGCGGCGCUCUAACCGCCCCGCCGCCUCGGUGGUGGCUGUGGGCGGCGGCGCUCUGUGCCGCGGCGGUGCCGUCUCGCUGUCCGGGCGGAGCCAUGGCGGCCGUGCGGGGCCUGCGGAUCUCGGUGAAGGCGGAGGCAGCGGCGGCAGCGGCGGAGCCGCGCGGCCCGGAGCCCGAGCCUAUGGAGGUGGAAGAGGGCGAGCUGGAGACCAUCCCUGUCAGGCGCUCGCUGCGGGAGCUCAUUCCGGACACUAGCAGGAGAUACGAAAACAAGGCUGGAAGUUUCAUUACUGGAAUAGAUGUAACAUCCAAGGAAGCAAUUGAGAAGAAGGAGCAAAGAGCCAAACGCUUCCAUUUUCGAGCUGAAGUGAAUCUUGCCCAAAGGAACGUGGCUCUGGAUCGGGACAUGAUGAAGAAAGCAAUUCCUAAAGUGAGACUGGACACAAUUUACAUUUGUGGGGUGGAUGAGAUGAGUACACAGGACAUCUUUGCCUAUUUCAAAGAGUAUCCUCCUGCUCAUAUUGAGUGGUUAGAUGAUACAUCAUGUAAUGUGGUCUGGCUUGAUGAAGUAACAGCAACACGGGCUCUAAUAAAUAUGAGUUCCUUGCCUGAUCAGGAGAAAACAAAAAGCAGAGAAAACAAUGAAGAGAAGACAGCUGAAAAACCCAAGAAAGAAAAACAGGAGGAAAGUUCUGAUGAUGAGACGGAAGAAGGCGAGGUUGAGGAUGACAACCCAAGUGAUGUUGAGUUGGAUGCCCUCUCCCAGGUAGAAGAGGAUUCUCUCCUGCGUAAUGAUCUUCGCCCUGCCAAUAAACUGGCUAAAGGAAACAAGCUAUUCAUGAGAUUUGCUACUAAAGAUGACAAAAAGGAGCUGGGAGCUGCAAGGCGAAGCCAGUAUUACAUGAAGUAUGGCAACCCCAAUUAUGGAGGCAUGAAGGGCAUUCUUAGCAAUUCUUGGAAGCGAAGAUACCAUUCCCGUCGAAUCCAUCGGGAUGUGAUAAAGAAAAGGACACUUAUUGGGGAUGAUGUUGGCUUGACUCCUCCUUAUAAACAUCGUCACUCAGGUUUAGUCAAUGUUCCUGAGGAGCCUAUUGAGGAGGAAGAAGAGGAGGAGGAAGAUCAGGAUAUGGAUGAAGAUGACAGAGUUGUGGUGGAGUACCGGGAUGAGCUGCAGGCUUUCAAGCAGUCCCGAGAGCGCAGCGCCGCCAGGAGGUCGAGUGCCAGUGCCUCUGAUUCUGAUGAGAUGGACUAUGAUCUGGAGCUGAAAAUGAUAUCAACUCCCUCUCCCAAAAAGAGCAUGAAAAUGACCAUGUAUGCAGAUGAGGUGGAGUCGCAGCUGAAGAAUAUCAGGAACUCCAUGCGAGCAGACAGCAUAGCAACCAGUAACAUCAAAAAUCGGAUUGGGAAUAAAGGGUCAUCAGAGAAAGUUGCAGAUGUGAGGCUGCUGUUGGAAGAGAAACGGCAGAAUAAUACUGGGCCACGUCAGCCAAACAGCACUGUGAAGUCAGAUGUGAGACAAAGGCUGGGAAAAAGGCCACACUCUCCAGAAAUCAAACCUCCAAGUAGCACCUCUGCUCCUCGUCGAGAGCCAAUAUCAGACGUGCACAGCCGGCUGGGGAUCCCCAAACAAGAUGUGAAAGGCCUCUACUCUGACACCAGAGAGAAGAAAUCAGGUAAUUUAUGGACCCGAUUAGGGUCUGCUCCGAAGACACAAGAAAAGACUCCAGAUAAACCUGAAAACUCUGUGGCAUCUCCAGAGGAGGAUGAUUCAGAGCUCCAGAGGGUCUGGGGUGCUCUCAUCAAGGAGAAGGAGCAGUCUCGGCAGAAGAAGAGCCGGUUGGAUCAUCUGCCAUCCCUGCAGAUCGAGAUCAGCCGGGAGAGCAGCUCCGGCUCAGACACAGAAUCAUGAUCCUUUGUACGUUCUCUUCUGAUCCUCAAGUUUGUGACUCUGCAGUGUGGCAAGAUUGCCUCUGCCCAAAAGCUGGACACUGGCAAAGACUCUGCAGUGAAGGUUCCAGAAGUGUCCCUGUUCCUUUUUUACAGAAAUGGAGGUGCACGUACCACUUGACUAAAGCAAUCACCUUUGUCUGGAGGCAGUGGGUGGCCCUGUCUGACCUAGGGCAUUGUCAUACAUCUUGAUUACAGCAAACCUGUUGUUGAUUCUAGCAAAACACUUUUCCCCAGGGCUUUGAACUGAAGAGGCAGAAAUGCUCUGUAUUUUUAAGACAACCUUUUUGUUCUUAGUAUUUUUAACAUGGAGCCUUUUAACAAAGUAUUUUACAGAGUUCAUCCAAAGAACAGGGCAUUUCAUAAUCAGCAUCAUUGCCUUGCCCUUCUGGCUCUUACCAGCACCUUUCCUUUCCUCUUGAAGUAAUAACAAUAAAGCUUCCUGGGUAGGCAGCCAGCAAGGAUGAAGCAUGAAGGGACUAUGAUGUUCCCUUCCUCUAAAAUACUGAAUGUAAAUGUAAGGUAAAUGUUCCAGUGCAGUGAAAUUUCCCAGGGUAUCCAAGUAGCAUCACUGCUCUCAAGGAGUUCUGCUGGUUUAUUUUGUUGAUACCAUGUUCUGCUGUAGUAGAGAUUGAGAUCUUCAGGACUGCAAAGUUGGGUGUUUGAGAAUUGUGUAAAUUCCCAAGGGUUUAAAUUUUUGUUGUUGUUGUUACAUGAUGAAAAAUUCUAUUUCUUUCAUUUUAUCUGUAUUAUGUUUUGAAGAAAUGUAACAAUUUAAGAACACACACUUUUAUAUUUGUGAGAACUCUCCUGUUGGCCACGGUGAAAGCUAUAGUGGUGUUUUCCUAUGUGCUGUUUAACUAUAUAUAUAUAAAUGAAAGAGAAAAGGAAAACUAUAGGAUCACUGUCUCAUGUCAAUACUUUUGAAUGUUCUUAUUGUAUAUGUGGAUGUGCACAUGGUUGACUUGUUACAUUCAGCUUUUUUACCUGAUACCCCCUCUAGGUAGGAAGAAGGUUUGAUCAGUGUGCAGCUGCAAUUUUUUCUUGUUGCCUAUGGCAUUUAUUUUGAUUGCCAGUAAUUCUAACUAAGGAAUCAUGCUAGCACAUCACCUUCUGGUGAACAGAAUAGGGAGCAAAAGCAUUGUCUGCUGCAUUUGGAUGGUCUGAAAAUUUGUUUGCGUUGUCCCUCUUUCCUAGGUUCUGUCAGUCCAAAAUGUCUAUGAAUAUCUCUUCCCCUUUCUGCUUUUUAAGAAACAAACGUGUUUCCUUUUUUUCCUCCUGUUUUUGUACUAAGUUGAAGUAGGUUUGAGGCUUCACAAAAGCAAGGAAUUAACUUUUCUGAGUGCUUUAGUAUGUGAAAGAAUAGCAGUGUAAAAUUAAAGAUGAAAUGAAAGGUACAGUGACUAGAAGGGUAAUCUGGGGACUGACUGAGCUUCAAGCCUUAUUAUUGCCUUGUUUGGUGACACUCAUCCUUGAUUUUAUAUUUAAUUAUUGAAUAUCUAAACAUGUCUCAUAAAAAUACUGUUUGGAGUAAAUGACUGCAAUGUCUGAUCACUGUAAUGAUGCAUUUUAACAUGUGCUUUCAUUCAUCUCCCUUCCAGGGCCUUCAAACAGUCACACCCAUUUCUCAGGAUCCUGAUAAAAUUUAUUUAACCAGUGUCUUUUUGCCAGUCAACCUUUGUGUUUCAUUACUGCUCUGAAUGCAUGAUGACCUUUCUUUUUCAUGAAAGGAGAUGGUAGAUAGGGACCAUUCACCUGGUCUGUGCAGACAGGCUUCUCUGUUGUGAACCCUUGCAUGUUUUUAAGCUCAGCAGCUGCUUGUGGGCUGCCUCUAAUGUUGCUGAUAACCACAGUGUUUCCAUGUAAAUACUCAAAACUUGAGCCUGGUGAAGGACAGAGUAACUGGUAGGAAGUGCAGAAUGGGAAGAGGGAAUCUCUCCAGCUGAUGGAAAAGAUCUGAACAAAGGGAUGUAUGAAAUCAAGGAGAAAUUAUGCAGGCUGAGGCUUGGAGGAAGAGGAGCCAUGGACACUGGUUCUGUCUUCCAGUGGUGACAAAUCUGCCUUACAAAUGUCUCCAUGUUGGCUGGAUCAGUCGUGUUUGUGGCUGGGGGAGGGCUCUGGAUGUUCUUAGGCCACAGUUGCUUUGCUGAAAAGAAAAGGGUUGACUGUGGAAAGGACCUAUAAAGAGAGGGGGUUUUGUAGUUGUUUGCCUGGUUUUGCUUUUUGAUGAUGUACAGAGAAGCCCUGAGAAGUGUUUGCUGCCAUCAGGAGUUCUAGCCUGGGGCUUCCUUAGUUGCCUGAACACCAACUGCUGGGUUUUGAUAUUAAAAAUGAGCACUGAACCUUCAGUGAAAGCUUUUAUCUCAAAUGGUGACCUUGAAUCUGUUUGACCUAGAGAGAGGUUGCACAGGAAAUUCUAAAUGCCCUUCCUUUUGUGUUCAGCGGGUUUGCUCUUAGCUAAUGUGUUCCUGAUCUUUCCACUCAGCUCAUCAUCACCACCAAGGAAUUUGAUGCAGAUGUUCUGAUACUGAGAAGUGCAACCUGUUCAUUUUGCUAAAAUGAACUUACAUGGAAAUUGGCAAGAAGGUGAAGUUCAGCUUUGGCUUUUGCUGGAGGGAUCUGUCUUGGAGGGGGAAAAUGGCUCUGAAUGUUAAGUGACUUUGUUACAGGACCACAUGAGUUCUUCUAGGAAGUUUUUGCUGUUUUAAAAAGGCUUGUGGAUUGUUGGUUUGUUGUUGUUUUUGGUGGUUUUUUUUUUUGGUUUAGGGUUGAUUUUUUUUAAUAUAUGGUUUAGGGACUGUUACAUUGUGCAGAAUAAGUCGGCUCUGUGCCUGCAGCUAUUGUAAGGCAGGCUCUGAACGUGCGUUGAUGGUGAGGCUUGAAAAUGAAGGGUUUUUAUUUUGACGAUGACGGCUGAUGUGUCUAAUGCGGGAAAGGAGAGCAGAGAAACCCUUAUUUUCAGUUCAUUAUGGCAUUAAAAUGUGAAAAUAACGAAA
Molecule: messenger RNA, 4948 nt
Organism: Apus apus (common swift)
Lineage: Eukaryota; Metazoa; Chordata; Aves; Apodiformes; Apodidae
Gene: NCBP3
Product: nuclear cap binding subunit 3
Exons: 13
Coding region: 100-1914 (604 amino acids)
Cellular component (GO): cytosol; nucleus
Molecular function (GO): RNA 7-methylguanosine cap binding; mRNA binding
Source: RefSeq, a predicted model, not a curated record